ACUUAAUCAGGGACAGUGCGUGUGGCAGCUGACAGUGGACUGCUGUAAUCAUGCUCAAAGCAAUAAACAAGACAAAUCUCAGGCAACUGUCUGGCCUGAUUCAGAGGUUUCAGAGCACUCUGGUUGUUGCCGAACACAAUAAUGAGACGUUGACACCGAUCACAUUGAACGCCAUCACCGCUGCCACCAAACUGGGCAGUGAUGUGUCCUGUUUGGUUGCUGGAACGAACUGUGCAAAGGUUGCAGAGCAGCUGUCCAAAGUUCAAGGGGUGAAGAAAGUUCUGGUAGCUCAGCAUGAAGCCUAUAAAGGAUUGUUGCCUGAGGAGCUGACGCCACUCAUCUUGGCGACCCAGAAACAGUUUAGUUUCACACACAUUUGUGCCGGAGCUUCGGCUUUUGGAAAGAAUCUUCUUCCUCGAGUGGCCGCCAAGCUGGAUGUGGCUCCCAUUUCAGACAUCAUUGAGAUCAAAUCUCCAGACACUUUUGUGAGGACCAUUUAUGCCGGAAAUGCUCUGAGCACAGUGAAGUGCAAUGAAAGCGUGAAGGUGUUCACUGUCAGAGGAACUUCAUUCGAGCCGGCGGCUGCAGACGGAGGCAGCAGCACUUCAGAGGAAGUCUCUCCGUCUGCGCCUGUCGGAGUCUCGGAGUGGCUAGAGCAAACACUGAGCAAGAGUGACCGGCCAGAGCUUACCAGUGCUAAAGUCGUAGUGUCUGGAGGCAGAGGCUUGAAGAGCGGCGACAACUUCAAACUUCUGUACGACCUCGCAGAUAAGCUGAACGCAGCCGUCGGCGCCUCAAGAGCUGCGGUUGACGCUGGGUAUGUGCCCAACGACAUGCAGGUCGGACAGACUGGAAAGAUUGUGGCUCCUGAGCUGUACAUUGCGGUUGGCAUCUCUGGAGCUAUUCAGCAUCUUGCUGGAAUGAAGGAUAGCAAGACCAUCGUAGCCAUCAACAAGGACCCAGAAGCCCCCAUUUUCCAGGUGGCUGACUAUGGCCUAGUGGCAGAUCUGUUCAAGGUUGUACCUGAGCUGACAGAAGCCCUGAACAAGUAAGACUUCACAGGAUUAUGCUACUCCACAUGAAAACUUUACAUGAAAACUUUACUAAGACUUUACUUGCCUUAAGAAGCUCUGAACAGAUGCUCCAUUGAUGAUCACCUUCUGAAUGUGAUUGUCCUCCAGAACACUUAAAUCUACUUUCAACAUCACACCACUUCUUGCAAUAAAAGAAUUCCUUGAUACAUGGGAUUGAAGUUUUGUAAGUUGUAAACAAAUUCAGGAUUGUCUGACUUUGCUCCUGGUACACGUUGUACUGCAGAUUUCAGGUCCAAAGCUAAUAAAUGCUAAUUUGUGGUCUUCAGCCUGUCUAGAAGCUUCCAGACCAGUGAUGCACAAACCUGAACUGUGUACAACGUUUACCAUCCAUGAGCAAGAUUGAUCCUUACUUGGCUUAAACUAACGUUAGUGUAGUAGUUCAGCAGUGGUAGGAUACUCUUUAAAUAUUCUUUGUAAUCUGUUUAUGGAAGCAAGUUGAUCUUUGGUAUAUAUUAGUAAGAUUGCAAACUGUUCAUCGAUGUUCACCAUAGUCCAAUAAACCUAUUAAAUAUA
This is a messenger RNA of Danio rerio (zebrafish), 1607 nucleotides long. It is a transcript of the gene etfa, whose product is annotated as electron transfer flavoprotein subunit alpha. The record is from RefSeq and is marked provisional. NCBI's taxonomy places the organism in Eukaryota, Metazoa, Chordata, Actinopteri, Cypriniformes, Danionidae. Gene Ontology annotation, molecular function: flavin adenine dinucleotide binding; electron transfer activity. Gene Ontology annotation, cellular component: electron transfer flavoprotein complex; mitochondrial matrix.